CAUGAGUAUGUUUUCUGACUUCUGUUGGCUUACUAGUAUUAUAAAUACUGAUAAAUUCAGUCUGUAGGUACUACAUUAUCUGAGAUUUUCGAACAGUCCAUACCUAUAAGUGAAUUAAUAUAUAUUCAAGUAUGAAUAAAAUUUUGAUUGUUGGUUUGGUCGUAGCUGCUGUGGCAGUGCUUACGUCUGAAGCAGCUGGCGGUUAUGAAGUGUACGAACAUGAAGACCUCGGCAAACAUGGUGGCGGUGGUUAUCGAGGACAUAGUGGGGGCCACAAAGGAGGCGCAUAUGAACACGGAGGUGGUCACGGUGGUCAUAGUGGUGGCCAUAAAGGGGGCGAAUAUGAACUCGGAGGUCACGGUGGUCACGGCGGAUUUGAACACGGUGGUCACGGCGGAUUUGAACACGGAGGUGGUCACGGCGGAUUUGAACACGGAGGUGGCCACGGCGGUCACGGCGGAUUUGAACAUGGUGGUCACGGCAACCACGGAGGAUUUCAACAUGGCGGUGGACAUGGUCAUGGUGGAUUUGACCACGGUGGUCAUGGCGGUCAUGACUAUGGCCACUACGGUCAUCAUUAACCAAUAGAAAUUUAUAG
Molecule: messenger RNA, 598 nt
Organism: Achroia grisella
Lineage: Eukaryota; Metazoa; Arthropoda; Insecta; Lepidoptera; Pyralidae
Exons: 3
Coding region: 132-581 (149 amino acids)
Source: RefSeq, a predicted model, not a curated record